AGCUUUCGGAUAACAACUUCCGCUCGGGAAGUUUGUAACGAAGUCUGGGCUACCGGCGCCGCGUAGUGGAUGCAGCAUCCUAGUUGAGGACGCCCCUCUGGUUUGUCAGGACCCGGUUGCGUAUCGUCUUGCAGCUGGUUUCUCCCUGGCUGACCCCGUCCACGAUCGUGACCUCAGUUAUCCCUCAUAGACACUUUCCACACCUGUGUCUCCAGCCCGAUCGCUCCGAUGAAACCGAAGCGCUUAGACUUGGUUCAUAACACCCAAAGCUCCCCGGCCCCAGGCUGAGCUCCUGUAACCUCCACACCCCACCCUCUAGUCCUCCCAGGCAUUCCACCGCGAAGGGGAGGAGGCAGAAACCCGAGAUUCGCUGCUGCUUUCCUGCCCACGCCCAGCCACACAGUCACUGGUGCGUUAGCUCCAGAACUGAACCAUUUGCCUCCUUGCCAUUCCCACCCUUUGCUGAACCUGUUUGCAUGAGUUGCUCCUGACGGCUCUUUAGGAUACUUCCGUGUCUGUAGGGUCUGGAGUGACAUCUCCUCCCCUCCCCUGACGAGAUCUGCCCUCCUUGGCACUGUGCUUCCCCAGAGGGGUGGCCUCGCUGUUCCCAUGGACGUGGCCCAGGAGCCGGUGACCUUCAGGGACGUGGCCAUCUACUUCUCAAGGGAGGAGUGGGCGUGUCUGGAACCCAGCCAGAGGGCCCUCUACCGGGACGUGAUGCUGGACAACUUCAGCAGUGUGGCUGCUCUGGGAUUUUGCAGCCCCAGACCAGACCUCGUCUCUCGCCUGGAACAGUGGGAAGAGCCGUGGGUUGAAGACCGGGAGAGACCUGAGCUCCAGGCAGUGCAGAGAGGGCCCCAGCCAGGGGCAAGGAAGUCUGCAGACCCCAAGAGACACUGUGAUCAUCCAGCUUGGGCUCACAAGAAAACCCACGUGCGGCGAGAAAGAGCCAGGGAAAGAAGCAGCUUUAGGAAGGGCUUCAGGCUGGACACGGAUGACGGGCAGCUUCCCAGAGCUGCUCCAGAAAGGACAGACGCCAAGCCCACGGCUUUCCCGUGUCAGAUGCUCACGCAGUGUUGUGGGCUGCGGCCGGGCCGCAGAGAGCGCCGGAAGCAGCGCGCGGUAGAGCUGUCGUUCAUCUGCGGCACGUGCGGGAAGGCGCUCAGCUGCCACAGCCGGCUACUCGCUCACCAGACGGUGCACACGGGAACCAAGGCCUUCGAGUGCCCCGAGUGUGGCCAGACCUUCCGGUGGGCUUCAAACCUGCAGCGUCACCAGAAGAACCACACGCGCGAGAAGCCCUUCUGCUGCGAGGCGUGCGGGCAGGCGUUCAGCCUAAAGGACCGCCUGGCUCAGCACCGCAAGGUCCACACCGAGCACAGGCCCUACUCGUGUGGCGACUGUGGGAAAGCCUUCAAGCAGAAGUCCAACCUUCUCAGACACCAGCUGGUGCACACCGGGGAGCGGCCGUUCUACUGCGCGGACUGCGGCAAAGCCUUCCGGACCAAGGAGAACCUCAGCCACCACCAGAGGGUCCACAGCGGGGAGAAGCCCUACACCUGCGCCGAGUGCGGCAAGUCCUUCCGGUGGCCCAAGGGCUUCAGCAUCCACCGGAGGCUGCACUUGACAAAGAGGUUCUACAAGUGCGGCCACUGCGGGAAAGGCUUCCGCCACCUGGGGUUCUUCACGCGGCAUCAGAGAACUCACAGGCACGGGGAGGUGUAGGGGCGCCCGAAGCGUGGAGUGCUGCGCCUCUGCGGGAGUACUGGGCCCUGAGGGAGGGCUGCAGUGAGAAGUUGCUCUUCAGCCUGGAAAAUCAACCUGAAAAGAAGCCUUCUCAGUCCUCAGAGCUCCCCAGUCCCCCGAGUUUUACUGGGAAAACUGCCAGGCGGGAGAAGCGGAUCCAUGGGUACGCCGGAGAUGGCGGGGGCUGCGCCCCAGCACCGGGCAUCCUGGGGAUGUGCUGAGAGCGUGUGCGACCCCGGAGCCACAUGCCAGGCCGGGCUCAGAGGCGGAGAAGCCUGCCCGGUGCCCACAGCUGUCUGGCUCAGGGACUCCACCCUGGCCCCGAGUGGCCGUCUGCUGGGCCUUUCCUUCCCGGCUCUGCACCGCAUGCUGGCUGCCCGGUCUGGCUUCCCUUCUUGUCUCUGUCUUGGGGGAGGCAGCUGUGAGCAUUGCACAGAGGCAAAGACCCUCCUGCAGCCUCUGCGCUGGGCCAUAGAAACAAGAGCCUUUGUAAUACUGAACCUCAUUCAAGGAUUAGGGAGUGGUGAUUAGGUCAGGGCCACCCCCAGUGUUGCAGGAACGGCCUCCACCCAGCUCUGUUGGUCAGAGCCUGGGUCACGCACCUGGAAUUGGGAGAUCAAGUUGGGUCUCAGGGCAGUGAGGUGGCCAUACCCACCACAGGGCAUUUCGUGGGGAAGAGGUGACCUCUUCGUUUUAAACUUAAGGUGUCUGCUUAUCCAGCCAGAAAUAAAAAUCUGCCAGUGGUGUUCCCAAGGGAAGACCCCCGUGGGAAUGGAUCGGGACACUGCUGUGUUUCAGGUUAGCCGAUUA
Molecule: messenger RNA, 2556 nt
Organism: Pongo pygmaeus (Bornean orangutan)
Lineage: Eukaryota; Metazoa; Chordata; Mammalia; Primates; Hominidae
Gene: ZNF707
Product: zinc finger protein 707
Exons: 7
Coding region: 610-1725 (371 amino acids)
Biological process (GO): regulation of transcription by RNA polymerase II
Molecular function (GO): DNA-binding transcription factor activity, RNA polymerase II-specific; RNA polymerase II cis-regulatory region sequence-specific DNA binding
Source: RefSeq, a predicted model, not a curated record